Molecule: messenger RNA, 2054 nt
Organism: Zea mays
Lineage: Eukaryota; Viridiplantae; Streptophyta; Magnoliopsida; Poales; Poaceae
Cellular component (GO): plant-type cell wall; membrane
Molecular function (GO): beta-glucuronidase activity
Source: RefSeq, marked provisional
GAGCCGCUUUCGGUGUUCUACUGCCGCGUAGCAGCGGCAGCGGCACCGACGGCAUCCCAAAAGGCAGCGACGUCUGGGUCGGACUUGGAGGCCCCGGGGAUCGGUGGCCAGGCUGAGCUCCUCCCAGAGUCCCAGUACGCCUCCGGAGUCCGGAUCCGCGGAGCCAGGCUGAGCUGCUCCCGUGGUCUACUCUCCAGUACGCGGCUCGGCAGGGACCGGGAGCGAGGACGAGCGUCCUGCGUCGACGGGAUCGGCGUGCCAGGGGAGCGCUGAAAUCUGCGCUUCCGUCUCCGGACGGCCGAUGCCAGGCCUUGCUCGGGAGAGGUAGCAAACGAAACAUGGAGCUGAGGCGGCUGCUGCUGCUUGCGCUCAUCUGCCUGCGUGCUCCCCGUUUGGCUUCGGCUCAGCAGCCGGAUGAGGCGACGGUCAUAGUUAAGGGCUCCACUAGGAUUGCGGAAACGGAUGACAACUACGUCUGUGCUACAAUUGAUUGGUGGCCGCCGGAGAAGUGCAACUACAAUCAGUGCCCAUGGGGCCAGGCGUCAAUUCUUAAUCUGGAUCUGGAUCACCCGUUUCUGGCUCAGGCCAUUCAAGCAUUUGACCAUUUGAGGAUUAGGCUGGGAGGCUCCUUGCAAGACCGAGUUGUUUAUGAUGUGGGAACAGAAAGUCCAUGCUCCCCAUUUACAAAUGUAUCCAAUGCCUUGUUUGGUUUCUCAGUUGGUUGCCUUGGUAUGGAUAGGUGGGACAAACUGAAUGACCUAUUCGAGAGAACAGGAGCAAUUGUCACAUUUGGUGUGAAUGCACUCUACGGGAGGUAUAAUGUUCGACGUUCCAUCUGGGCAGGCAAAUGGAAUUCCACUAAUGCAUAUGAUUUUGUAAAAUACACAAUCUCAAAGGGAUACCCAGUUGGCUCUUGGGAAUUUGGCAAUGAGCUGAGUGGGCAUGGAAUCGGAGCAAAAGUUGAUGCUAAACUUUAUGGAAAAGAUGUAAUUGAAUUUAAAUCCAUCCUUCGGCAAUUGUAUAAGGCACCACUGUCCCAGCCACUCCUGUUAGCCCCGGGAGGGUUCUUUGAUCAACAGUGGUAUUCUCAGCUACUUGAGACUUCAGGUCAUGGUGUUGUUAAUGCCUUAUCUCACCAUGUAUAUAAUCUUGGUGGAGGGAAUGAUGUUCAUCUUAUAAGGAAGAUCUUAGACCCAAAGUACUUGGAUCGUGCUGAAGAUACUUACAGAGACAUGCAACUUACCAUCCAAAGGCAUGGAACAUGGGCUUCUGCUUGGGUCAGUGAAAGUGGCGGUGUAUUCAACAAUGGUGGUCAACUGGUGUCAAAUACAUUCAUCAACAGUAUCUGGUAUCUAGAUCAGCUUGGGAUGGCAUCUAAGUACAACACAAAAGUGUUCUGCAGACAGACUCUCAUCGGUGGCAACUAUGGACUGCUCGACACGCAAACUUUUCUGCCAAAUCCUGAUUACUACAGCGCUCUACUAUGGCAUCGGCUUAUGGGCAAUGGAGUUCUUUCAGUUGAUAUAAACGCACCGCGUCAAAUACGCGCUUAUGCUCAUUGUAGGAAACAACAGCAAGGCAUCACGAUUCUGUUGAUCAACCUGAGCAACACUACUGGAUACAACGUCACUCUCCAGAACGACAUCAACGUCAGCUUGGGCAAAAGACCUGACCUUGAGAAGCGCAGUUCUUUCACGCACAGGCUCAGGAAAGCAGUCUCAUGGCUGGGGAGGAAACCAGCAAGCAACACCAGGAGGCGGGAGGAGUACCAUCUGACCGCCAAGGACGGCGAUCUCCAGAGCAAAACGAUGCUGCUCAACGGGGCCCCGUUGGAACUUGGAGACGCUGGCAGCAUUCCAGCUAUGGAUCCGGUGCUCGUCGCCGUUGAUUUGCCGGUGCAGCUAGCACCAACAUCCAUCGCCUUCGUAGUCCUACCCAAGUUUGAGGCCAAGGCUUGUUCUUGACACAUGAGCUCUUGAAAUCAGUUUUUUUUUGUGUGUGCCUUGAAAUGUUCCAUAGACCUAUUUCGUGAAAGAAAUCAUACAACGCGGCAC